CAACCUUUCAUUACUGUCCAUCUCUCCUCUAUUUACAGUCCUAUACAUUACUUACCACCUGCUAAAUACUGAUGCUCCUCUCCCCCACUCUUUCUAUCGCUCCGUCUCUCCCCCUCGUCCUCCUCCUCCCUUCACUCUUUUUCUCUCUCUCUCUCUCUCGCUCUCCCUCACUCUCAUUCUCUCGCACCACCUGUUAGUGCACACCCGUAUGCUUUGGAAUCCACUUGUUUAUGAGGGACUUUUUUCACACUCCUGCAAUCAGAGCUUCUUGGCUUAGACAGUAGGUUCCUACCCUUCCAUCAGUGGGGAACCAUCAGGGUCUUCAAGACCUUCAGAGAAGAGCAAAUGAUUUGUGUGAAAUAAAAAAUACAUCUCUAUGACGGUGCGUAAAGGAAAGAAACUCACCAUCUCCAUCCAGGAACACAUGGCCAUAGACGUCUGCCCAGGCCCAAUCCGACCAAUCAGACAAAUCUCUGCCUACUUCCCCCGCCUCUCCCCGACAGGUGAACCCAUCUCCCCAAACCCUGCUGCCUCUCCUUUGGCUCUCAGCCCUGGCAGCGGGGCCUCUGGAGUGGGGAGCAGUGCAUUCCUCUCCCCUCUGCAGGCAGGGGCAAGGGGAGGGGGUGGGACCCUGUCUGCUGCAAGUAGUGUGGACACAUCAGUGGACAUUCACAGCUCAGAUAGCGACGACUGCACGGCUUUAGGGACAUUAGAGUUUGAGCUUCGGUAUGAAAGAGCCACCAGCUCUCUUCACUGCACCAUCAUCAGAGCUAAGGGUCUGAAGCCAAUGGAUUUCAAUGGCCUGGCAGACCCAUACGUUAAGCUUCAUCUUCUGCCUGGAGCGUCUAAGGCUAACAAGCUGAAAACCAAAACGGUACGGAAUUCUCUGAAUCCGGUUUGGAAUGAGACACUAACAUACAUCGGAAUCACGGAAGAAGACAUGCACAGGAAGACCCUGAGGUUAUCGGUGUGUGAUGAGGACAAGCUGACUCAUAAUGAGUUUAUUGGUGAGUCGAGGGUGGCUUUGAGGCGUGUGAAACCAGACCAGACGAAACGCUUCUAUACCUGUUUGGAGCACCCACCGCCUCUUCCCUCCCCGACAGCCAUGGGAGCAGCACUGCGAGGAAUCUCCUGUUACCUUAGAGAGUGGGAGAAUGAGCAGUUGCACAGUUUGGAGGAGAGGGGUCGCCUGCUGCUCUCAUUGCAAUUUCUGCCCCCGCCCGAAGAGGGAGAGGGAGAUGGCCAUCGGGGGGGCCUGUGGGUCGGAGUGCAGCGAUGUGCCCACCUGGCUGCCAUGGACGUCAACGGCUUCUCUGACCCCUACGUCAAAACAUAUUUGAAGCCAGACGUGCAAAAGAAAUCGAAACAUAAAACGGCUGUGAUUAAAAAGACCCUUAACCCAGAAUUCAAUGAGGAGUUCUUUUAUGAGAUUUCCCUCUCAGAACUGGUCAGUAAGACACUGGAGGUCACAGUAUGGGACUAUGACCUGGGUCGCUCCAAUGAUUUUAUAGGUGGAGUGUGCCUGAGCUGUCACUCUCAAGGAGAUGCCCUACGCCAUUGGAUGGACUGCCUGAGGAACAAGGGGCAGAAGGUGGAGCGGUGGCACGUUCUGACCAACGAACUCCCUCAGAGCACCUGCCAGGAGUGAGGACAGAGUGACAGAGACUGGCUGAAUAGUAGACUUGUAUGUGGUGGGCAUUGAGAUGGCUGAUAUGCCUGAGGUGGGGUCUCUUAAUGCUUUAUGGAGCAGCGAUCCUGGAAAUGACAGAUAACAGUGGGAAUGCAUUUGAGUGAUUCGAACUUUCUGCACAAUAUGCUCUUAAAAAUAAAGGUGCCAAGUGUAACCAAAAGCAUUGCGUAAAUCCACAGAACAGUAAAGCCACAGAAGAACCACUCUUAGUUUACUAAAGAACCUUUCAAUGUGUGGUUCUUUAAAGAAUUUAAUUUGGUUGGUGCCAUAAAGAACCAUUUUUGGACUCUUAAAAUAGCUCUUAAUGGUUCUUUGCAGCAUUUGUAGAACUCUUCUCAAAAGGUUCUUUAAGAUCGUUCCAGCAGCCAAUUCAUAAUUUUCUCCACAUUCAUAAGGUUCUUUAAUAACUUAGGCAUAAAACCAAACCUAAAAGCAAAAUAUGAAGGAUGGUUAUCAGGUUAGUUAGCUACUGCACUGGCUAUCAUAUGCAUAAUGUUAGCUAGCUUGGUAGCUUGAUACUUGGCAGCUAACAGUAAUGUUAAAAGAAGCAUCUGUGUAGUAUUAGCAACCUUUAUCAUGAAAUAUGUUUGUGAACAUAAGCAUUUUGUUCCAUGGGGGGACAGUUGGGAUGUGUCCACGACAAGUUUUAAAGGCUGGCUUCGUACCCAGUAUUGGCUCUGUUCUGUGCUAGCUAUGAAAUUAUUAAUGCAAAUGGUCAGUACCAUAGCCAGCCAUAUGGAGCCACAGUUUAAAUUCCUUUCCUCUGCAUAAAUUGUUAAUAUUAAUGAUGGUUAAGGUGAGAUCAUGUGGUUGCAUGAGUGCUACUUCAAUGCAUCAGUAGCUACUUCUAGUUUUUGUGUUUAUUUUAUUUCAAUUAUUGUCUUGAGACAUAUUAACUGACUAAUAACGAUGCGAUCAUAAGUCGGGUAAAGUAACAUGAGCUGAUAAAGUGACCUAGCCACUGUAAUAUGAGGUUUGAGUGUGAGUAAAGCGACUGGUUCACCUUGUGUUUCCAGGUAUGUAGAUAAAAACUGAAUUUUGUUUAAAUCUUAAACAGGAGGGUAGAUAGAUUCCUGACCAUAACUUGAGGCUAAAAUCAUUUAAAUAUUUAUGCUAUUUCUUAAAGCAUCACCCAUAAUGAAUGCCAGGUUCUGUGUCCUCUUUAAUCAUGGAGAAAAAACACUCUAUGCUUUGUGUGUCAUUGCCAACCUUGUGGUCAGCACAGCUCCUUAAAAGGAUAUACAGUGUAAAAUUGUCAUUGUGAACCUGUUCAAGUUUCAUACUUUCUGAUCUAUCUCGUCCUUGUCCCCAGCAAUUUUCGACAUAAAGUGAUGCACAUGACAACAAUUAACAGAGCCUCACUUCACCAUUCCUUUUUUCACCCAAGCUCCACUCACUGUCUAGUGUAGGCAGGAGAUUCACGAACCCUGACGCAAUCACUGCAACACGCACAAUGAAUGAAGAGACGGGGGUGAUAAAGCAGGAUGAUGCCUGAAACUACUGUCACAUUUUUAUCCUGCCUUUCAAUCUCUUGCUUUGUUUAUGAAGGACACAUAGUAAACAAAAUUGCAUUUUCUUCAAUUCACAAUAGUUGUUAUUAUUUAUUUUAUUUAUUUAUUUUUUGAGUAUUUCCCUUUUACUGAAAGCAUGACUCUACUGGCUGUUAAGAUUUGCUGCAUCACAUCAUCAAAACGUUCUGGCCUCUCUAAUAAACACUCCUACUCACCCAGCCUUCAUAUUUUUACCGUCACAGCUGCCGUUUCACAUACAGGAGAGGCGAACAGGAGAGUGUAACAUUCCUUUAUUAGUGACUGAUUUAGCCAAAUCUUUCAUUGGUGUUAACAGGCUUUUGGGUGAAAUGAAUCAUGCUCUGUCUGCAAUAGAGUCAAAGUUGAUUUUGUUAGUGAAGAAGUUGAGUACACAUCCUCUACAGAGAAGGAAAAUGCCUUAAUUAAGUUUGGUCGCUGUAGAGGAUGUGUUAACUUAUUUCUUAUUUUAACUAAGAAAAUGAACAAAACGUCACUGAAAAGACUGUGAAAAAAGACCUCCUCCUUGUUUCUACGCUCAUUGUGCAUUUUAUCAGCUCCACUUACUAUAUAGGUGCACUAUAUAGGUGCAGAUGGACUACAGUUACAGACUAAUUUUGAAAGAUCCAGCACCGUUGAGGUAACAUAACCAAGAACCAGGCACCUUUAUUUUUAACAGUGUAUACCAGAGUGUAUACCAGCCUCCUGGAAUAUUUCCAUCUGGCACAUUUUAGUUUUUUCCCACUCACACAUCCACUCCACUCAGGAAGGGCUUGUUAAUUAGCAGAUUAGCUGGAUCAUGUGUGUAAGAGAAGGGAAAACACUACAAUAUGUAGGACAGAGGUGUUCCAGGACCAGAAUGAAACAACUGUUUAUACAUUACAUGGGGAAUUUAUAGAAAUAAUGAUUUAAAGUUUAAAGAUUAGCAAAGCUGCACAAAUUCUGCAUUACCUGAAUGCCUCCUGCUUGUGUUCUUAGUAGGAGAGAUUGACGGCUAGACUACCAGUUGCCUUUUGAUCGAUAGACCACCCCUCUUUCUCUGUCUCUCUCUUUCUCUCUCUCAUUGCUGCACGUUUUAUACAUAUUUUGUAACAUCAGAGUGAAUUUGAAUCCUCAUAGAUCCCCAUGUAGCAUUGUCCUCCUGACUGAUCGCUGUAGAAAGUGUAUUUUGCUGUUCAAACGCUUCAGUGACCUCUGCUUCUGGCGAGAGCUGAGAAGAGGCAUGCAGUGCAUUAAACAGGCUGUGUGGAAACAUGCAAUGUGCCUGCUGCAAAUUCACCCAUACCUUGCACCAUACAGCACAGCCAUUGAAAAACAGGAGGCUUCAUAGGAGCCAAGGGACUGACCAGUGCAAGCUGGGUUUUGGCUAUAGAAUGUAACACUGGGAGGUCCAGAUAAUUAGGUGAUAAGGUAUCUCAGAUGGGCUAGGACCUGUCUUUUGUGAUUUACCUCUUCAGGCUCUGCCCACAAAUGCAUUCUUUCCUAGCAACUGUUGUGAUAAGCUUACAUGGCACCAAAUCUAUUCCUUCAUAUGAAUACAGUCAGGAAUACAGUACAGUAAAUGUUAGAAAUGAAUAACACUAUAAAAAUGUAUUUGGACAAACUAAGUUAUGUGAUCUAGGUUGAAUGGCGUUUUUUACAUUCUGUUACGCUCAUCCAACCUCGCAACAGCGUUUACGAAAGAACGCAUUUCAUGAUGAAACAAGUCUAUGGUUGUACACAAAUGUCUGGGCCCCCCUUGUCAACCUGUAUGCAAAUAUACACACAUCCUCUACAGCAUACUUGCCUCUACAUAAUGUGAUGUGCAUUACUGUUCAUUUGCUGAAUUUAACAUACUAAGGGAAAAAUCAUUAAAUGUGGCCUGUGCAAAAGAUUUGCCACCUUUUAAACUUUAUGGAUUCUUUUCCCCCAAUAUGUUAAACUCAACAAAUAAAUAGAAAUAUUUAAGACAUAUUUCAAUUUGUUUUCUGAAGAGAAUGUCAUUUGAUCAGGGGUGUUUACCCUUAGGUAUAGAUCUGAAGUCAAUUCAGAACUGGAGCAGAAUUUAAUCCUAUAUCUGAGAUACUUCAUAAAUGCUGGUCCUCCUGUAAAAACAAGACUGACCAUUUGUUUUUGUAGCAUGAAGCAAUGUUUACAGCAUUUUUAGCCUGACCUGACAAUGUUUUCCAGGGCUUCGAAUCUUGCAGUUUUGAAUCUCCAUUUGCUACUGUUAUUUUUAUGGGUUUUACAGACAUGCUAUGAAAUUCAUGCUAGUUGAUUUUUAGACUGAUAUGUUUACAUGUGCAGCAUUCUGGGAAUGUGUCUGCAUGCCUGAUGGUGCGAGUGUGAGUUUAUAUUGCUGUGUUCUCUUGGUAUUUAUUGCGUGUCGUAUUCUUGAGGAUUUGUGAUUACUACAUUUAUAUGAAGUGCUUAUGUACAAUUUGGAAAUACAACUGGAAUGCAUUGCUCUA
Pygocentrus nattereri (red-bellied piranha) is the source of this 5666-nucleotide messenger RNA. RefSeq names its product double C2-like domains, alpha (gene doc2a). The record is from RefSeq and is a predicted model, not a curated record. The transcript has 12 exons. The coding region runs from base 377 to 1648 and encodes 423 amino acids. NCBI's taxonomy places the organism in Eukaryota, Metazoa, Chordata, Actinopteri, Characiformes, Serrasalmidae.